GGUUUGACCUCCGGGUCGGUUUUCAAAACAUUGCUUUGAAGACAUGUUCAAAGAUGAAGGAUGGGAAAGGCUGACACUUGAUGGCAUCCAUUUCAAUAAAAUCUCCCAAGCUGAAUCAUGCAUGCUCUCUGCUAAAUUUACUGAAGAGGAAAUCUACAAAGCUGUCUGGGAUUGUGAUAACUCCAAAGCUCGAGGUCCGGAUGGAUUUAAUUUCAAAUUCUUCAAAGAGAUGUGGGAGGUAAUCAAGCAGGACAUCAUUGGGUUUGCUGAUGAAUUCUACACAAAUGGGAAGCUAGUAAAAGGGUCUAAUGCUUCAUUUGUUGUCUUGAUUCCAAAGACAUCCAACCCCCAAAAAAUUGAAGAUUUUAGGCCCAUUUCUCUUAUAGGCUCCAUGUACAAAAUCAUUGCAAAGUUACUAGCUAAUAGGAUAAGGCUGGUAAUGGGUAGCGUGAUUGGGGUUCAACAAACUGCCUUUGUCAAGGACAGACUAUUGGUUGAUGGGGUCCUGGUUGCCAAUGAAGUGAUUGAUGAAGCCAAAAGAAGGAGGAAAAGUAGUUUUAUACUCAAACUUGACUUUGAAAAAGCAUUUGACAAGGUCAGCUGGAGCUACCUCAACUACAUGCUUAAAAGAAUGGGGUUUGGUGACAAGUGGGCAAAUUGGAUCAUGGAAUGUCUAUCCACCAGUACAGUCUCCUUUCUUAUUAAUGGUUCUGCCACGCGACAAAUUUCAGUUAGCAGGGGUCUUCGCCAAGGUGAUCCUUUAUCUCCAUUUCUAUUUCUCAUAGCAGCUGAAGGGUUGAAUGGACUCAUCAGUACAGCUGUUAGCCGAGAGAUGCUAAAGGGAAUCGAAGUCGGGACACAAGGAUUCAAGGUUACUCACCUACAAUUUGUAGACGACACAUUGAUUUGCGGGAAGGCUACCGAAGAUAACCUUUGGGCAGUAAAGUGCAUUUUAAGGACCUUUGAAAUUGUCUCUGGAUUGAAGAUCAACUACAGAAAAAGCCAGCUUAUGGGGAUUCAUGCAGACACUAAUUGGCUAAAGAAGAUGGGAUUCCUUCUUAAUUGCCAACUGGGAUCUAUGCCUUUCAAAUACCUAGGAAUAAAGGAGGGAGGUAAUCCAAGACGACUGGGCUUUUGGAAAGAUUUGAUCGAAAACUUCAAAAAGAAACUCAGUGCCUGGAAAAAUUGAUUCUUGUCCUUUGGCGGGAAAAUUACCCUUCUCAACUCUGUGCUAUCCAAUCUUCCGGUCUUCCUCAUGUCGUUUUAUCUGCUUCCUAAAGGUAUUACUCAUACUCUUGAUAAACUUAAACGUAAUUU
Rubroshorea leprosula is the source of this 1317-nucleotide messenger RNA. The record is from the annotation of a GenBank genome assembly. Lineage: Eukaryota; Viridiplantae; Streptophyta; Magnoliopsida; Malvales; Dipterocarpaceae.